This is a messenger RNA of Anas platyrhynchos (mallard), 1975 nucleotides long. RefSeq names its product bone morphogenetic protein 4 (gene BMP4). Gene Ontology annotation, cellular component: extracellular region. Gene Ontology annotation, molecular function: cytokine activity; growth factor activity. Lineage: Eukaryota; Metazoa; Chordata; Aves; Anseriformes; Anatidae. The record is from RefSeq and is a predicted model, not a curated record.
CUGCCCCGCUCUCGCUCCCUGCUUGGGCACGGCGGCCUGGUGGUUUGUGGGACUCUGCUGCUUUCCACUCAUCAUUUCUCAGCCGGCUCUUGGUUGUGGUUCAUCCGCCAGCUGGGGAGUCCCCACGGCCAACCCUCUGACCGUGUCUUUUGGUCUUAGAGUUUUACAAACCGGUCCCUCUGCGGACGAUGCCUUGUCCAACCCAGAGGGGCACCUCAGCAAGGCAAAGGGAUGGUGUUUUAACGCCUUGGUGGAGCUCUCUUUCUUUAUCACAGGGUUGUUUCACUCUGCCUCUUGUCACUUUGUGGCAUCCCGUCCUCUCCCAGGAGCUGCCAUCUCCACACCUUGCUCACAGCGUGCCCAGCUGAUGUGUGACGGACCCAGACCCCACCAGGGAACAACCUUGAGCCCAGGGAUGCCCGGCUUACACUCCUAACCCCAAAUCUGGCCCUGCGAAGUGAUCUUUGGCAAUGCAGGCAUUGAGCUGUGCGGCAGGAGCAUCCUUCCUCCAGAGACACCAUGAUUCCUGGUAACCGAAUGCUGAUGGUCAUCCUACUAUGCCAAGUCCUGCUAGGAGGUACCAACCAUGCUAGCCUGAUACCCGAGACCGGCAGGAAGAAAGUCGCCGAGCUUCAGGGACAACAAGCCGGAUCCGGACGCCGCUCUGCCCAAAGCCAUGAACUCUUGCGGGGUUUCGAAACAACUCUGCUGCAGAUGUUUGGGCUGCGAAGGCGGCCUCAGCCCAGCAAGUCAGCCGUCAUCCCUACUUACAUGCUGGAUCUCUACCGGCUCCAGUCCGGGGAAGAGGAGGAAAGCCUCCAGGAAAUUAGCCUGCAGUACCCCGAGAGAUCGACCAGCCGGGCAAACACCGUGAGGAGUUUCCACCAUGAAGAGCACCUGGAGACCGUCCCGGGCCCCAGCGAGGCUCCCUGGAUCCGUUUCGUCUUCAACCUCAGCAGCGUGCCGGAAAACGAGGUGAUCUCCUCGGCGGAGCUGCGGCUGUACCGGGAGCAGGUGGAGGAGCCGAGCGCGGCGUGGGAGAGGGGCUUCCACCGGAUAAACAUUUACGAAGUGAUGAAGCCGCUGUCGGAGCGCGCCCAGGCCAUUACGCGCCUGUUGGACACGCGGCUGGUGCACCACAACGUGACGCGCUGGGAGACCUUUGAUGUGAGCCCGGCCGUGAUCCGGUGGACCAAGGACAAGCAGCCGAACCACGGGCUGGUGAUCGAGGUGACCCACCUCCACCACGCACAGACUCAUCAGGGCAAACACGUCAGGAUUAGCCGAUCUUUACCUCAAGGGCGCGGGGACUGGGCUCAGCUCAGGCCGCUCCUGGUCACUUUUGGGCACGACGGGCGAGGCCACGCGCUGACCCGCAGAGCCCGCCGGAGCCCCAAGCACCAGCGUUCCCGCAAGAACAAAAAAAACUGCCGCCGCCAUGCCCUCUAUGUGGAUUUCAGCGACGUGGGCUGGAACGACUGGAUCGUGGCUCCCCCGGGCUACCAGGCGUUUUACUGCCACGGGGACUGCCCCUUCCCUCUGGCCGACCACCUCAACUCCACCAACCACGCCAUUGUGCAGACGCUGGUCAACUCCGUCAACUCCAGCAUCCCCAAGGCCUGCUGCGUGCCCACGGAGCUGAGCGCCAUCUCCAUGCUCUACCUGGAUGAGUAUGACAAGGUGGUCCUGAAAAACUACCAGGAGAUGGUGGUGGAGGGGUGCGGGUGCCGCUGACCCCCCUCCCCUUCCCCGCCGCCCUCUCCUCCCCUUCUCUCUCCCUCCCGUCCCACCCCAGAACUGCUUGCUAUAGCUGGACUCUUUUUUUUUUUUCUCUAAACUAAACGUUCACCUUGACCUUAUUUAUGACUUUAUGUGCAAAUGUUUUUGACAAUAAUGAUCAUAUAUUUUGACAAAAUAUAUUUAUAACUACAUAUUAAAAGAAAAAAAUAAAAUGAGUCAUUAUUUUAAAGGUAAA